This is a messenger RNA of Fraxinus pennsylvanica, 456 nucleotides long. The record is from the annotation of a GenBank genome assembly. Lineage: Eukaryota; Viridiplantae; Streptophyta; Magnoliopsida; Lamiales; Oleaceae.
AUGUCAAGGCCGAGACUUGGCUUAGACAUCAGGCUGGAACCAUCCCCCACAGCCCGGAUAUUGGAUUCCUUGGCUCAAAUGCUCGGCCCACCAAUUAGGCAACAGCAAAAUCUCGACGAUGGAAGUCAUGCAAGGCGCCAAGCUUUGAUGUUGCUUCAAUUUAUAGGCCCUGAUCAGCCUCCAAGACCUGUUUCUCCUCAUGAAAAUAUGAACUCCAAUGAGCUCAUCCAACAAUUGACUCAGAACAACAGGCCACCCUGGCCGCCUCAGGCCCCUGAUUCUGCCAUGGAGGCCUUGCCGGUCGUGGCACUGAUGGCCGACCAUUUGGCGAAUGAUUCACAGUGUCCCAUUUGCAAGGAUGAAUUUGAGGUUGGAACAGAAAUCGUGGAGAUAACUUCAUGUGGCGCUUCCCUUAGAGCGUGCUCUCUUUUAUAUAUAUCUAUGGACUAUGCGUGA